This is a messenger RNA of Morus notabilis, 679 nucleotides long. RefSeq names its product RING-H2 finger protein ATL57. The transcript has a single exon. NCBI's taxonomy places the organism in Eukaryota, Viridiplantae, Streptophyta, Magnoliopsida, Rosales, Moraceae. Bases 190 to 645 code for a protein of 151 amino acids. The record is from RefSeq and is a predicted model, not a curated record.
UUAGUUUCCAUAACCCUAUAUAAAAUAUUCAAGCAAAACAAAAAGGACAAAUUUAAAAAUAAAAAUAAAAAAAAAGACGCAUGUUUGAACCCUUCUACACACUUCACCAGCUUCUUCGGCUACUAAGACAAAAGAAAUCCUCAGUAGUACUGAUAAAUCAGAUAAAUACGGCAAGAAAACAAAAAAAAAAUGAAGCCCACCAACCGAAAGCUGUUCAUUCUUAGAGACGACGCACCGCUCACCGCCAAUUCGCCGCCGCCAUUAACGCCGGUAGCAUCUAGCUCGGUCUCCAUGAACUCCUCUCUUGUUCUCGUCAUCCUCGUCCUCUGCACAGCCCUCUUAUCCGCCGCCUUCUUCUGCUUCUUCGCCCUCUGUUUCCGGCACCAGAAUUCGUCUUCUUCUCCGGCUUCGGCGUGCAAGGCGGCGGACCCGACCGAUGUUGUUCGGUCGCUGCCGGUGAGGUCCUACGGUGGAGGCGCGGCGCACUGGAUGAGCAAGGACUGUGCGGUUUGUCUUGGGGAGUUUGGGGAGGGAGACGACGUCAAGGUGAUGCCGUUUUGCGGCCACGUGUUCCAUCCCGUGUGUAUCGACACGUGGCUUUCGUCGCACGUGUGGUGUCCGGUGUGCCGCCGAAGCGUGUCGUAGAGGAGAUGAAAGGGGAAAAGAAAGUUGAAGAACA